Molecule: messenger RNA, 2439 nt
Organism: Lycium barbarum (goji berry)
Lineage: Eukaryota; Viridiplantae; Streptophyta; Magnoliopsida; Solanales; Solanaceae
Product: pentatricopeptide repeat-containing protein At2g17670
Exons: 2
Coding region: 149-1558 (469 amino acids)
Molecular function (GO): protein binding
Source: RefSeq, a predicted model, not a curated record
UAGUUCUUCCAUAGCAUUACGGUAUACCUUCUGAAGCUCAAAAUGAUAAACCCUUGCAGAACCCUAAUUUAGUCCUCACACAGCUAACAGAAAGAAGAACUGAAAGACUUUGAAUAACAAGAACAAGAAGCUGAAGUAGACACACAAGAUGGGGAAACUACCACCAUCCUUAAGGUCAGCCAACUUUGCUGUAAACACUCUCAUUAAAACUCCAUCUUCGGUUCCUCACCAAAAUAUCCCACCCCCAACCACAAAACCCCAUUAUUAUCCCAAAAAAUCACAAUCACCAAAGAAAAAACCCACACAAAAUACUGAACCCCAACUCCCAUCAAUUACAGCCUUUGAUUCAACAUCUCUUUCAGAUGCUAAAACCCUUUUCAACUCUCUCAUUUCCAAUACCAGAAACAUCCCUUCAGACAAUAAAUUCUAUAAUGCAAUCUUACAAUCAUUUUCCUCCAAUUCAACUCUCCAAGAUUCAAUCUUUUUUCUUAAUCACAUGAUCAAGAUUCACCCUCCUUUCUCACCUGACAGGUUUACAUACCAUGUUCUCCUAAUCCAAUCUUGCAAAUCAGUUGACCUUUCUUUAACCCCUGUUCAUCAAGUUCUUAAUCUUAUGACUAAUAAUGGUUUCCCACCAAAUAAAGUCUCAACAGACAUUGCUGUGAGGACCCUUUGCUCUUCGAACCGCGAAGAACAAGCCAUUGAACUGGUAAAAGAACUUUCUUCAAAAGACUCUCCACCUGAUACAUAUACUUACAAUUUUAUUGUCAGGCAUCUAUGCAAGAACAGGCCUUUGAGUACUAUGAAUAACUUUAUUAAAGAAAUGAGGGAGGGUUUUGAUAUAAAGCCUGAUCUUGUUACAUAUACUAUUAUGAUUGACAAUGUUUGUAAUAGUAAAAAUCUUAGGGAAGCGACUCGAUUGUUGGGGGUGUUGAGUGAGGAAGGUUAUAAGCCUGAUUGUUAUGUUUAUAAUACAAUUAUGAAGGGUUAUUGUAUGUUAAGUCAAGGUGGUGAAGUAUUAGGUGUAUACAAGAAAAUGCAGGAGGAAGGAGUGAAGCCUGACCUUGUGACUUAUAAUACAUUGAUCUAUGGAUUGUCGAAGUCGGGAAGGGUGAAAGAUGCUAAGAAGUUUUUGAAUGUUAUGAUGGAGGAAGGCCAUAUUCCAGAUGCAGUCACGUAUACUUCAUUAAUGAAUGGGAUGUGUAGAGAAGGAGAUCCGUUAGGAGCGCUGGCAUUGUUGGAGAAAAUGGAAGCACGAGGCUGUGAGCCUAAUUCGUGUACAUAUAAUACAUUGCUUCAUGGGUUAUGUAAGGCAAGAUUAUUGGAUAAGGGAAUGAAACUGUAUGAUGGUAUGAAGCAUAAUGGUGUGAAACUUGAGACGGGGUCUUACGGAACGUUUCUCAGAGCUCUCUGUCGGAAUGGCAGAGUAGCAGAAGCUUAUGAAGUUUUUGAUUAUGCAAUAGAGAGCAAGAGUUUGACUGAUGUUUCUGCUUAUACAACUUUGGAGAGCACUUUGAAGUGGCUUAAAAAAGCUAGAGAACAGGGACUUGUCGUUUGACCUCCAUUGCUGAUGAGCAUAUAUUCCGCUGAAGAAUAGUUCACAAUGGCAUGUAUCUUGACCUUAGAUUCUCGAGCCAGCAAAGAAUAUUCUUUUGAAAGACUUUGCUGAAUCCUUGCUCUUUGUUUCUUGACCAGUCGGUCUGCUUCGAUAAUCAUUUGAAGCAUGUGUUCAGCGGCUCUGUGCGGUAUUUAGUUUUGCCUGGCACAAAUGUAGAACGGUUGAUUGAAUGAAUGACUUGCCUGCUGGUAAAGCUUUGAUCAUCUCCCAACAUUCUGUUCUGCCCGUCUUUGGGAGCAAUUCAAAACUUUUACAAACUUAUGCGUUGUCUUGCUGUGCGCUUGUUUGGAAAUCUUUGAACUGAACAUGGGUAUAGGCAUACAAGAGAUGAACUUUCAAAUCGAAGCAGGUAGUUAAUAGUCUAGUGAGGUCAAUAGCUGGCUUUCUAGCGUGCUGAUUAAUUAUGCAAAGAGUUGGAAUGGCAAGAAGUGAUCCCAAGAGGCUGAGUGACAUUUUAAGGCACAAGGCCUCAGCUUGGCUGGCUUGAAAAUUUAUUGAACUUUCUCCUAAAUUUAAAAACCAUCCUGUUAUUGAGCAUGUGUUAUCAGAGAUUGGAAGCACAACCACUAACCGGAGAGGGAUCCUUAUAUACAGCUGAUCGAAUAGAUCCGAAGACCAUCUUCAGUUUAUAUGUUACAUUUAUUUCUGAAAUGAAGCAGAGGAGUCCAUCUGAACUCUGUAAAUUUUCCAAUUUGGAUCUCUGUUGCUUAUCGUAGUGUUGCAGCUUUUGGUGUCUGAAAUGUUCUGUUCCCAUGUUCAGCCCGUAGCUCAGUUAGCCCAUAAAACGAAUUAGUCUGAAAUAAACUUACAUGAUGUUAAAA